AUCCGUGCGGAGGAUGUUGGCGGCGGGGAGGAGGCGGAGUUGGGGGAGGCCCGGUUGCUAGAGCAGCCGAGAGUCUCGAGGCGGAGGCCAGCAGCAGGAGCCCCAGCUGAAGAAGCCUGAGGGGGCGGCAGUGGCGCUGCGCCAUGGAAGAUGAUGAAAGUGUGGAACGACCGGAAGAUUUGUUACCAUGCAAAAUUUGUGGAAGGACCUUUUUUCCAAAUGCAUUACGGAAACAUGUUCCCAUUUGCCAAAAAAGUGCUGCUAGAAAAAGAAAAACAUUUGACUCCAGCAGACAGAGAGCUGAGGGAACUGAUAUUUCUACUGUAAAACCUCUGAAACCACGGCCAGAACCCCCAAAGAAACAAUCCAACUGGAGAAGAAAGCAUGAAGAACUCAUAGCAGCUAUACGAGCAGCCAAAGGGGUUGAUCAGGUUAUUAAAGAAGGAGGAAAACUUCCACCACCACCACCACCUACAUAUGAUCCUGAUUACAUCCAGUGCCCGUACUGCCAGAGAAGAUUUAAUGAAAAUGCAGCUGAUCGACAUAUCAAUUUUUGUAAAGAACAGGCAGCUCGUAUUACCAAUAAAGGAAAAGUAGUUACUGAAAUUAAAUGGAAGCUUCCUACUCGAACACAGUACAAAUCAACACCAGUAAAGAAAAUGCCUUCAACAGGAUCAAUAUCGCCUGCUUCUUCGCGUUUACCACAGCCAAGUUCAACUGCAAAUAAAAUUAUGCCACAAAGUGGACCUAUGGGAACCAAAAUCCAGAGUUCUUCUCCAGCUCAUAAAAACCUGGCAAAGACAAGCCCACAAACAGGAGGAUCCUUGAAAUCGAAGAUGGUAGCACCUGGUAAUAUGAACAGAAAUGCUGGUGUGAGCAUAAUGGCAAACAAAAAAAAAGCAUACAGUUCUGAAAGCUACUUAAACAGGACUGGAUAUGAGAGUGGUGAUGGCUCAUCUUCUGUCAAUGGAGGAAGUUCCAAAAGCAAUGAGGGAAACUCACCUGCACAGUUACCAAAAUUCUGUUACGAAUGUGGCGCCAAAUACCCAGUUGAAUCUGCAAAAUUCUGCUGUGAAUGUGGAGUUCGAAGAAUGGUUUUGUGAAUGUUUAUAUACAGCAUGUUUGCUUUGACUGCAUGGAAAUCUCUGUGAUACUUCCUUAUUAGAACUCACACUAAAACACCUUAGUAAUAUUCUGAAAGCAAUGGUUUUUGGUUGCAAAGUAAUUUAUAUAGAUAUAUAAAUAUACUGUAUAUAAAAACAGAGGUACCUAAACUGUGCCAUUGAAGAAGGUAUUCUUGAGAAACUAUUGGAAAUACCUUUAAUGGAUCAAAAUAUUAACCCAAGAAGUAGGAGCAUUCUUGUAAUCUUUCUUUGUAUUAUAUCCAUUGUAAUUUUCCCCCUAAUUUUUGUCCUGAAGCAUCUGGUUUAAAGAACAUGUUCUACUGCAGAAGUAAUUUUACAUGAACAGUACUGGUUUAAAGUAGUAUUACAUCAUAGAAUUUAUUUUAUAUAGACACUGGAUGAUGCUCUUACAAGUCAUCUGAUGGCUUGAUGAGUCCUUAUAAAUCUCAUUAAUCACAGAAAUAGGUUCAAUUUAAAUUGGUUGGUUAAUUCAAAUCUGUUAUUCUAACUGAUCAAUUUAUAUUCUUCUCAAGCCUGCUUCCAAAUGACUAUAUAGUGAUGUGUGUACAGGUAUGUCCCUUAUGUGUGAUGUAAGAUUUCUCCUUUCCAUUUUUCAUGUUUUCUUCUUUAAAUAAAAGUGCUAAGGAUUUCACAUACGUAUCCUCCCUUCAGAAAGGAAGGCAUAAAUGAGAUGUUUGUUGUGAUUUACAUUAUUCCCCCAAUUCUCAAAUAUAGAGAUGUGACUGCAAAAUAAAAGUAAGAAUAGAAAUACCUUGUCAGUUUAUUGAUUUGGAAAAAAUGAGUUUAGACUGAGACACCCAAAAUACAUUUUUGUCUUCAUGCCAUUUUGAACAGCACAUUGAAGGUCUUCCCCUGUCUCAGUAUUAAGAUGAUUCUGUUAAAAUAGUUUACAUUUUGUUUUUUCACUUGGUGAUGAAUCCCACUUCAUUUUAUUAUGUCUUUCCCCCAGAUUAGUUUGUUCAUUUAAUUUUGGACUGCUCCUUCUAAGCCAUUGUCAGCCCAAGAAUAGUAAAAUUUAAGCUUCCAGCCAAGCAUUUUGUAGCAUUGAGCCCAACAGUGCACAUUUAUGAAUCUAGGUUUAAAGUUUGUUUUCAGUAUUUUUAAUUUGUGCUCAGUGUGUCUAUUGCCAACUGGAAAUAUAUUUAUCUGACCACAUUCCUUUUUCCUACUUUUACUUUACAUACACUUCCAUAUGCUUCAUGAUGAAAAAUGGCAGCUCCUGGAUUAUUAGAAUGAAGGUCAUUGGUGUGAAAUUAUAUCUGUGGACCUUAGGUUUUCUUUUAAAAAGCAUUUAAUGUGCAAUGCCCCCACUCAAUUUUGUGCUACUACCCAGUUUGAAUUAUAGAGAAAUAGCUAAUACUAUGCUGUUGUAUAAUGUUUAGUGGGUGUGUUUAUAAUAGCUAUAUAUAGUGGAACUGAACUGAUAAGGAAGCGAGAGACCAUGAUGUAUAGAAUUGUGGGGGGUUGGGAGGUUUGUGCGCACGCAUACACACACACACAUUACUGUAUCCUUUUCUUAUGUAUUCCAUCCAGAUAUUUUUUUAAAUCUUCAUUAUGAAGAUUUCAUCUGGUACCCAGAUGGCCAGUUUUGCUUUCUAUCUAUGAUGUUAUAGACUGUUAGAAUUUUAGAGGGAGAGGGGGCAUUAAAAGUACAGUACUUUAGCAGUUGCACUUUGAAAAUAUGGAUUUGGAGUAAUGAGGUAUUAAUUGUUAAUACUGAUUUUUGAUGAUCAUUCUGCAAUGGGUAUGAUCAACCUGACUUGAUUCAACAGUUGAAGCCACCAUUUUAAGAUUUUAUUUAGAGUGAAUGUUUUAUAUGGGCUUGUCUGUGCUAGAAAUUUAAAAAGUAUCAGUAAAUGGGUCCUAGCUAAGCAUUAUGAAAAUAUAACUGAUGUUAGCGGAAGAUAUCAUCUUUGAAUCAAUUAGCUGUUUUGUAUCCUUUCAUGAUAAGUGUUCACUGUCUUUACAUUUCAGUUGUUAUUUUAUAAUUGGGAUCAAUUGAGGAUGGACCAAUAUGUUUCUGAAUGGGUCCCUACCCCAUUUUCUGUUUAGACCUACAAAGCUCCUCCAUUUUGUGAUAAAGAUUUCACUGGUGAGGGACAUUUAAAAAGAUGUAACACAGGGUUCCAUGCAAUGGCUGGAGAUUCUCAGGGUCCCAGUUUUUGGGCAUAAUUCUCUAUUUGAAAAGCAUUCUUGACAUUUGACAUCAAGAGUAGACUUGAGUCAAAGGGGAAUAUGAGAGGCAUCCAGACCUUCCUUGUAUGUGCAGCCAUUAUAAGCAUGCACAGAGCUGUGAUCCUAGCCAGAUACUAAAGUUCAGAGGUAUUUUUGUCCUCUCCUGUAAUCCUUAGAAGAAGAAGAAAGUUUCCCAAAACAUUCCCUUUGGCUUUUUGUUACCUAGAAAGUGGAUUAAAUCAACAUUAUUCUUACAUGAUAGCAAGGUAAAGGGUUUAAUUCAAACAAUCAGUGGGGAUUUUACCACUGACCUUUAGGAGAACUGGGUUGUAUUUUUAAAUUUACGAGUAUGUUGGUAUUCUUGAAACAGCUAUCUAACUGGGGUUUUUUAAAAAUGUAUAUGGACACUACAUCAGACAUAUUAUUCUACAUCAUGUACACACUAGCCUUCGCAGAGAGACAAGCUCAUUAUAUUUAACAAUUCACUCAGGGUUGUUUCAUAUUUUUAAUCACAGGGAUUAAUCUCCAUGUUUGAAUAUAUUGUUCUAAUGACAGUGACACAGAGACCAGUCUUUGUACCUGAAAAGGAAAUGUGUAUUCAAACCUUAUGGUGAAAUACUAACUAGAGAUGUUCUGUUUUGGCCAUCAGUUAUUUGGUGAUAUUUCACGUGUAUCUUCAUUCACCAAAGAUCCAAUAUAAUUGUAUUGUGUUUUCUUGUGUUUCUACAGAUGUUUUAUUACACAUACCUAACAACACAUAUUUCGUGUUGAAUCUGCCUAGUAUCUUCAGUAUAUUAUAUCAUUGUUUUUGUUCUCUUGUAAUUAGCAAGAAUGAUUUCUACCAGUUAUGUGACCUUUUUACUCUUUGUUGUACCUAUGUUUGUUCCCCCCCCCCCACGUUCAUUUUCACUGUAAACAGUCUGUAAAUGCUUAAUAUGUUACCUAGUCCUUUGUUUAAAAUAAAAUAACUUGUUGCAUACAGA
Sceloporus undulatus (fence lizard) is the source of this 4303-nucleotide messenger RNA. It is a transcript of the gene ZC2HC1A, whose product is annotated as zinc finger C2HC-type containing 1A. The coding region runs from base 144 to 1103 and encodes 319 amino acids. The record is from RefSeq and is a predicted model, not a curated record. The transcript is spliced from 9 exons. Lineage: Eukaryota; Metazoa; Chordata; Lepidosauria; Squamata; Phrynosomatidae.